GCGUGCGUGCGUGUGUCCGACGACAUUGACGGGAACACGCACGUAGCUGUCAGUAGGAAAUGCAGGCUGCGGGUGUUGGAUGUACCCGUGCCCCUGUGCUUGGAUAAAUUAAACAAAGAAAGUCUUUUUUCUGUUUCAGAAUGAAACUGUUACUUUGAAGCUUGUCUGGAUUUGGUGAGAAUGGUCGCGGCAGGUCCGAGUGUCUGACCGAUGCAGUCAGCUAGCUGGCUAGGCUAACAGAAACAGCUAAUGCUAACACUCACGUUAGCCUGAUAAAGCUAACGGAGCUAGCUGUCUCGCCGAGUGCAGGACGUGUUUGCUCUUCCAGGUCCUCACCCAGCUCAGCGGUUCCUGCCCCGGCUCUCUCUCUCUCUUUUUCCGUGUUUUCAUUUUACGGAGGAGGUUGCGGAACCGGAGCUGUGGCGGGGGGACGUGCGGAUUGGAAACCCCUGGCUCUCCAGGCGGACGGAUCACAGUGACACGCCGGUCGUGGGAGAGAUCAGAGUGGAAUCAUGGCUGAGCUCUCCACCCUGUCCCCAUCACCACCUGCACUGGGUGAUCCUCAUGCAGCUCCAACAAUCCCGGCGUCCUCUUCAGCACCACCUGCUCCCAACCUCCCUGUUCCAGAGUCUGCCAGGGAGAUACCCAUACCCAAGUCUUCCAUCUACCACGACAAAGCUUUGACUGGAAACCUUUCUGCAGCACAGUCAGGGGGUGCAUCUUUGACUCUCAACCCAAACUCGAGUCCUUCCAAACUCACUGAGAACCCCCUCACAUUAUUGGUACAUGAUCCUGCUCCACAGAGUGAGGACUCAGUAGGGAAAGAUGCAGAGACUGGUGCUCAUGUUAUUAAGAAUGACACAGUGACCAGUGACCCUGCAGCUGCAGAGCUCUUGAAUACUGAAACAGAGACCCCAGCACUGUCAAGUGAGCCUUCAGCUCAGGGCGGAAAUCAAGUGGCAUCCCCCUCUCCUGAGCUCAAUCCUGGUCCCAAUCUCUACCCCAAUGUGCAUGUCACCCACAAUCCAAAUCCUGUCAUGGAUGAUGUUCAAUUUACAGCAGACCAAGCCGCUGCCACCUCAAAUCCCACAUCUGCACCCCCAGCAUCCACCGAUGCCGCCGCAUCAGCAAUGGCUGAAGAGGAGAAACCUCAGCCACUUCAAGAAGCACAAAACCCUCAAAGUCAGCCUCCUCCUGUCUCCCCAAAGCCUGCCAUGCCCAGUGAAGCAAGAGAAGCAGAGCUGCCCAGCACCCCUACCAGAGCCGAACACCCCAGCCCAACUGUCCCACUGAUCCACGAGCCAGCCUUCCCACUGCCCAACUCCAACCGGCCAGCCCCUGACACCCUCAGCUACCUGGAGUCAGCCAGCCUGAUGUCGGGGACGCUGGAGUCUCUGUCUGGGCUGGGAGAAGAUGGCAGCUCUGUGGGUUCAGACUCAGAGAUCAAUGGCCUCGCUGUCAGACGCACUGAUAAAUAUGGCUUCCUAGGUGGGAAUCAGUACAGCGAUAGCGGUGAAAAGGAAGUUCGAGUUGAAGUUGCCAGACAGAGGGAGGUAAAAUGGCUUGACAUGUUUCACCACUGGGAUAAGUGGAUCAAACAUCGCUUCCAGAAGGUGAAAUUGCGCUGCAGAAAAGGGAUUCCGUCUUCUCUCAGAUCCAAAGCGUGGCAGCUGCUGUCCAACAGCCAAGAGCUCCUAGAAGCCAACCCUGGAAAAUUUGACGAGCUAGAGAGAGAGCAGGGAGAAGCUAAAUGGCUGGACAUUAUAGAGAAGGAUCUCCACAGACAGUUCCCCUUUCAUGAGAUGUUUGCUGCUCGUGGUGGCCAUGGGCAACAGGAUCUCUACCGGAUCCUGAAGGCCUACACCAUCUACCGGCCGGAUGAGGGCUACUGCCAGGCCCAGGCUCCAGUGGCUGCAGUGCUGCUAAUGCAUAUGCCUGCUGAGCAAGCUUUUUGGUGCCUCGUCCAGAUAUGCGAGAAGUAUCUCCCAGGUUACUACAGCGCUGGACUGGAAGCGAUCCAGCUGGAUGGCGAGAUCUUCUUCUCCCUCUUACGGCGUACGUGCCCGAUGGCGUACCGUCAUCUUAAGAAGUUCAAGAUUGAUCCGAUUCUCUACAUGACUGAGUGGUUCAUGUGUAUCUUCUCACGCACCUUACCUUGGGCCUGUGUGCUGCGUGUGUGGGACAUGUUCUUCUGUGAAGGGGUGAAGAUAGUGUUUCGUGUGGGUCUGGUACUACUAAAACAAAUGCUUGGCUCUGUGGAUAAACUUCGGGAACUACAGGGCAUGUAUGAGACCAUGGAACGUCUAAGGAACAUCUCACCUGACACUAUCAGAGAGGACAUAUUAGUACAGGAGAUUGUCACCCUCCCAGUCACAGAGGCUCUCAUCGAGAGGGAGUGCAGCAUCCAAGUUAAGAAGUGGAGGGAGUCCAGAGGGGAGCUGACACACCAACCAGGCCGUCGCCUUCAUGGCACAAGGGCCAUCUUUGAGUACAAACGCCGUGCUGCCGCGAUCAGCUCCGGCGGCAGCUUCUCUUUCCUGGGUAGCUCCAUCCCUCCACCAGGACCUCUCAGGGCCUCUUCUAGCCUGCUCUCACUCCCUGGCUUCCGCAAGUCCAAGGCUCCUUUCCAAACCAAGAAGGGCUCCUUCUCAGGGCCAUCAGGAAUGGAGUACAUGUCACCUCAUUCCCCACCUGCAGUAACAUCAAGCCCAGGACGUGGCCCUAACCAUAAACCACCCAUUCCUCCAGGGGCAGGCCAGAAGGGACAGGCACCCCAUGUUCAAAGCCCCUUAGUUGGGGGUGAAGCUAGCUCAUCACGCGGGCCUGCUCAGCCCUCAGAAGACACCUCAGCACAGGGCCCGCCUACUGCUUCAGCCCCAGUACAAAGCACGGCACCACCACCCAACACUUUAGCACCCUCCCCUAAGAUUGUCUCUGAGCAGAUUACUCCUACCAUCCCCUCUCCUACUGCAAACAACGCCCCUCUGCCGCCUUGCCCAGAUUCAAAAAAAGAAGCUGCGCCCGCAGCGGAUGCCGUGGCUGUAGAGGAAGAGGUAAAGAAGAAGAAGAAGAGCAAAGAAGACAAGAGGAAGGAAAAGGAAGACGAGAAGAAAAAAAUGAAGGAAAAGAAAGAAAAGGAAAAGGCUGAAAAAGAGAGGCUCAGGAAGGAGAAAGAGAGGCUAGAAAAAGAGAAGAAGAAAGGGGGGAAGAAAAAGGACAAAGGGGGCGGAGAAUUGGAGGACAAAAAUGGAGCCACAGCAGCGAGAGAUUCGGCCUAAUUUUCCACCCUGUCAUUCCAGGAUAAUGAAAAGGGAUGCUGAAAAAAAAUGGGAUGGCUUCCUCUAUAACGCAUCAUUUCAGAGACUAAAUGUAGUCUUAGGACUAUGGUGGAGAAAACUGGAUCAUGGUUUUAAUAGCACCUCGGGGGGCUUUUUGCUCUUCAGUCAAUGCUUUCUUUUUCACUGAGUUUUAGUAAGAUGGGACAAAUUUCCUUUUUCAACUGGAGCAUGGGCUGUGAAUCUGAUUAUAGUCAUUACUCCUUUAGUUUUUACACUUUGUUUUCAUUUUUAUUGUUUUAAUCAGAUUGAUGGCAGUGGUUAGAUAAACAUCGGGACUGUUGAACUGAAGGUUUGUGGAAAUAGUAAUGGUGCCAUAGUGUAUGUAAAUAAAAAAAAAUCUACCUACAGUACAUAGGAUCCUGUUAGUACUCCAAAUGCCCCAUUAGUUCUCAUCUGUGGACACAUUAUCUGGAUUCCUGGAACAAAAAGAAAAGAAAACCCUUCGAAGUUGUCUCAAACACAGGCACUGAAGGCAGAAAUGCUAGUAAUGUUGUUGAGGAUGUAUUUAUUGUCAUGUUAAAUGUUGUGAGUGAGUGUGGCCUUAGUAGUACGUAUAGUGAAAUGUGUUACUGUUCCAUGUGUGCUCUCCCUGUUCUCAGUCUGUCUGCUUUUUUUUUUUUUUCUCUCAAGUCAAACUAUCAUUGUAUCGUUUGUGGUCCUCUCCAAAUUCUUCUGUCACUGGAAUUAAUCUGAUGCAGAAAAUGGAGGGAUGUCCACAGGCGAAAAAGAGGGAGAAAAUUCUAAAUAUAAUCAGACGCCAUACAGUGGCUGUUUUUUGUUUUUGUUUGUUUGUUUGUUUUUUAAUGGUUCGUUUAUGUGUGUUUUUUUUUGUCUCUGACAAAACACACAGGGAGUUUUUUAUUGUUUUUAUUUCAGUCGACAGGAACUGUAAAUUCCUGAAUACAAAAUGUCCAUCUGUAAAAUUAGUAUUUUGCUUUUGACGAACAAAAUCCUACAUGUGUGUUUUUUUUUGUUUUUGUUUUUUUAUCUAGCCAAAUUUCAAUAUGGGUAAAAGCUUAAAUUCAUAAACCCAUUAGAAUAUGAUUUCAAGUAUCUUAAGAGAAUGAAGGAUGAUUUUUGCACUUGUGAUUUUGUCACAAAGCACCACUGAAGUCGACCACUCCAUUAGUGUAGUAACGUAGAAAACGAGAGUGUCAACAGGCCGGUUUCAUAGCUUGAAAUCUGUGCCUUGUGGACCUAUAGGAAGCCACUUGACUGGAGGUGCCAGGUGUGCCAAUGUAGCAUUAACCUCUGAUCUUUGACCUUCGGGCUCUGAUGUAUUUAUGUACAAAGUGGUUAAUUUAAUCAAAUAUAGUAUAUUAUGAAUUAUUAUUAUUAUUUUGGAUCUGACUAUUUUUCUAUGUAAGUAAGAGACACCUGGUUGACUGGAACGAUGGCUGUCUACACACAGUGUAGUUGCAGGGGGAUCAUUUAAGUGUUUUAUUUUUUCUUUGCACGCCUAUGCUUUUACACAGCAAACUCAAUGCAUGUCUUUGCUAUUAUUUAAGUUUACUGUCCUUGUCAGUUUGCUUAACUCUAGGUUCACAAGUCUCCAGUUUACUGAAGUACAGUAUUAAACAGACUUGAGUGGAAAAAUGGGCCUGUGACAGAACAAACGGUGAGAUGAGUGAUUCAGACAGAAGUUUUGGGAGUUGAAGGUCUUAAUCGUACUGUAUAAUAUACUAAGAGGUGAUUUAUGAACUUUGGAAAGUUCUUUCAUUUGAGAUCUUAAGUAUGUCUGUCUCACUGAGUUGUGUUGUAACAUUCAUAAUGACUUAUGAACUAACUCCUUAACCUAUUUACACUCAGUGUUCUGUACUGUAAAAUAUUUAUGCAUACAUUAAACUGCACUGAACCCCAUCAGUAUACGAUGAAUAGUGCCAGGUAGUUAGUGUAAAACCAUUUGAUGGCAAAAAAAACAAAAAACAUUGAUGCUCUUUAACUGUACUGUUUUUGUAGUUAAGGAUUAGAGGGACUUUCGUGUAAUUGUAGCCAACAUGUUCUCCAUACUCAUUGUUUUUUCACUUAUUUCAGGUCUUUACAUGGCUGUCAUUUAAAUAUACAGAUAUCACACACUCCCUCCCUCCUCUAUUUUGAUGCCAGUGCAUUCAUAGGCACAGAUUAGCGUAGUGUUAGUGAGGAUAAACUAAACAUGUCUAUGCAAACCAUCCUCCACCAUGACUGUUGACAGUGUGCACUGAUUAUGACGAUCAGAUUGGUGCCAUGGAAAAAUGACAUUCGUGCUUCAGUAGGUCUUUUUCUGAGCACACUUACAAGCCCGUGGACUACAAUAUUUAGUGAGCAAUACAUCCUCGCAGCUCAUGUCUUGACGAUAAUCUCAUUUCUCUUUGUUCAGAGGGGUCGGGAUGUCGGGAAGAUCAAAUUAAUCUCUCACUAGCUUAUGAUUUCCUCUGUGGAAUCAGCACUUACCUCUGCAAUACCGAGGAUGAAUCAAGAAAUUAAUUUCUACUUGGUCCUUCGUGCAUUUCCGCAUUGAAAUCAUCGUUCUUGAUUACAUUUGAUUGGGAAUAACCCCACUGAUGCAAAUAUUUAAAAAAGCUUUUGAGCUGUUUUUCGCCCCAUGCCGUUAUGUAUUUUGUGUUUUUAAGUUUACAUGUCACUCUCUCUCCCUCUCUGGCGAAAGUGAAAUAAAAUCAUAGCUAAUUGAAUUCAUUCCUUCAGAUCUACAACUGAUGUAUUUAAUUGAUGAUGAUAACGACAUUUGUGAUGAGUAAUAAACCAUAAUAUAUUAAAUCAUCACGCUA
This is a messenger RNA of Larimichthys crocea (large yellow croaker), 6103 nucleotides long. It is a transcript of the gene tbc1d10b, whose product is annotated as TBC1 domain family, member 10b. Gene Ontology annotation, biological process: regulation of GTPase activity. The transcript has 10 exons. Gene Ontology annotation, molecular function: GTPase activator activity; small GTPase binding. The record is from RefSeq and is a predicted model, not a curated record. NCBI's taxonomy places the organism in Eukaryota, Metazoa, Chordata, Actinopteri, Sciaenidae. Bases 513 to 3278 code for a protein of 921 amino acids.